Medioppia subpectinata is the source of this 462-nucleotide messenger RNA. NCBI's taxonomy places the organism in Eukaryota, Metazoa, Arthropoda, Arachnida, Sarcoptiformes, Oppiidae. The record is from the annotation of a GenBank genome assembly.
AUGGUGAAAUGUUGUAGCUUAUCUGAUGUCCAACUGGCACAAGAAAUCAUUCUUUUUCUGACCCUUCCUUUCAUGAAUUCUAAAAGAGACAUUCCCACUUUUAAAAUUAUCACCUUAGGGGGUUCAAAUGUGGGAAAGUCUAGCAUCCUGCUAAAAUACAUCAAAAACGAAUUCAGUGAGAACAUGGCAAAUACAGUGGGAAUAGACAAUAUAAACAAGGUGGUAAAUAUAAAAGAAUGUGGAAAUGGCAACGGUGGCUGUGCUGAGGAUUUGACUGAUAUGCCUAUCCAUUUACAGAUUUGGGAUACAGCAGGCCAAGAGAGAUUCAAUUCGAUAGUCAAAUCAUACUAUAGGGGCGCAGAUGCAUUUCUGUUUGUCUAUGAUGUCACUGAUCAUCGCACACUCGAGUAUGUGGAAAAUAGAAUUUCAGAGCUGAUGCGAGAAAAGGGAGGUGGAGGAUAA